This is a messenger RNA of Drosophila ficusphila, 908 nucleotides long. RefSeq lists its product as uncharacterized. The record is from RefSeq and is a predicted model, not a curated record. NCBI's taxonomy places the organism in Eukaryota, Metazoa, Arthropoda, Insecta, Diptera, Drosophilidae. The coding region runs from base 323 to 793 and encodes 156 amino acids. The transcript is spliced from 2 exons.
UGUCACACCUACAAACAUACUUUGAUAGAAACUAUUUGAUUCCUUCGGACCAAUUUGGUUUCAGAUAAAAGCAUGGGACUAUCGAGUAGGUAAACCGCAUAACAUCUGACAUCCGCCGAAACGUUUUUUUUACCGCGUUUGGAUCGCCGACCGACCUGGUUUACAAAAUCAAGAUCUUCCUGCCACAAGACACUCACAAUCUGCUUAGGUCGUAUCUCAAAAACAGGCGAUUCACUGUAAGAUGCAAUAACUGUGAGGAGCACACCAUUGAAGCUGGAGUUCUUCAAGGAAGUACAUAUCAGACAUUUCCACUAGCCACCAAAUGGUUAUAUUAACCUUCGCUAAUGAUACUCCAAUUGUUUGCCGCUCAAAAUAUCCAAACGCAUCAACAGAAAAUAUACAAAACCACCUAGUGGCUGUAGAGAAGUGUCUAGCUGACUGGCGCAUACAAGUCUACGAGCACAAGCACAACAUGUUUACACUCAACCGAGGCACUUGUCCACCACUACUCCUAAAAAAUACACCAAUUCCACAAGUGGACGAAGUCACUUGGUAUCCACCUAGACAGGCGACUUACAUGGAGGAAACACGUAGUAGCAAAGAAGACCUGACAAAACUAAAGGCCAGCAGUUUCCAUUGGCGUCAUCGGAUUGACAUUUGUCAAAGUUACGUUGUGUUGUUUACAUUAACCUUUGAGCGUCUCUUCGAUUUUUUUGAUUUUAAAGAAUGGAUAGAAAACAAGAGCAACGAAUUUGCAUUAAAUUUUGUGUUAAAAAUGAAAUUAGUGUUCUGACUACUUUGGAAACUAACAACAGUUCGCGAGUGGCAUGACGGUUCAAAAGUGGCCGUAAUUCCAUCAACGAUGAUGACCGUUCUGGCAGGCCAUCCACUUCGAAAACGGACGAAAA